Molecule: messenger RNA, 5370 nt
Organism: Brassica rapa (field mustard)
Lineage: Eukaryota; Viridiplantae; Streptophyta; Magnoliopsida; Brassicales; Brassicaceae
Product: fe(2+) transport protein 2
Biological process (GO): zinc ion transmembrane transport
Cellular component (GO): plasma membrane
Molecular function (GO): zinc ion transmembrane transporter activity
Source: RefSeq, a predicted model, not a curated record
CUCCAAUGUAAUCUUCUUCUAUUGAUUUUGUCCAUUACUCUAUAAUUAAUUGACUUUCCACAUCAAGACCGAUAACAAGCCGGCUAAUAUUCCUUUAUAAACCAACAAAAACACAAAACAUUUAUUUCAUCAAACACCAUUAACUAUAAACUAACCUCCAUACUAAUGGCUACUACCAAACUAGUCAUGAAGCUCGUCUACAUCCUCCUCAUCAUCUUCACCUUUACCGUAUCUCCGGCCAUCUCAACGGCCCCGGAAAGUUGCGACAGCGGCUCCGAUAAUCCAUGCAUCGACAAAGCUAAGGCUUUACCACUCAAAAUCAUAGCCAUUGUUGCCAUCCUUACGACAAGCUUGAUAGGCGUAAUGGCUCCUCUUUUCAGCCGUUACAUUUCGUUCAUCCGUCCUGACGGCAACGGUUUCAUGAUCAUUAAGUGUUUUUCUUCCGGAAUCAUCCUCGGAACCGGUUUCAUGCAUGUCUUGCCUGGCUCUUUCGAGAUGUUGUCAUCGAAAUGUCUUAGUGAUGAUCCGUGGCAUAAGUUUCCUUUCGCGGGAUUUGUCGCUAUGUUGUCCGGUCUAGUAACUCUAGCUAUUGACUCCAUUACCACGAGCCUUUACACCGUCAAAAACGCAGUCGGACCAGUGCCUGAUGAAUAUGGCAUUGAUCAGGAAAAGGCGAUUCACAUUGUAGGUAACAAUCACAGUCACGGUCAUGGUGUUGUGCUAGCAACUACUAAAGAUGAUGGACCUUCAGAUCCACAGCUUUUACGAUACCGUAUAAUUGCCAUGGUAUUGGAGCUUGGGAUUUUAUUUCACUCCGUGGUCAUUGGACUAUCUCUAGGAGCAACUAACAAUGGAUGUACCAUUAAAGGACUCAUAAUAGCUCUAUGCUUCCAUCACUUGUUCGAAGGCAUGGGUCUCGGUGGAUGUAUCCUCCAGGUUCAGAUAUACAUACAUAUAUGUCUCUUCUAUCAAACUAAUUAUCAGUUUGAAGUUUACGUUCUUAUGUCAAUAAUUUACGUGAAACAGGCAGAUUUUGCCAAUGUGAAGAAGUUCUUGAUGUCAUUCUUUUUCGCUGGAACAACACCUUGUGCUAUCUUUCUUGGAAUCGCAUUGUCGAGUAUUUAUAGAGAUAACAGUCCAACCGCAUUGAUUACAAUCGGGCUGUUAAAUGCUUGCUCAGCCGGAAUGCUCAUCUACAUGGCACUCGUCGACCUUCUAGCUACUGAGUUCAUGGGAUCAAUGCUCCAAGGUAGCAUCAAACUUCAGAUCAAGUGCUUCGCGGCGGCAUUGCUCGGCUGCACCGUAAUGUCGGUCAUCGCCAAAUGGGCUUAAUACACUCAACAUAAGUAAUAUAUUAUUUGAUUUAUCAUAUUCAAGGGGGAAAUGAUUCGUCUUUUGUACAUUUGUACGUUUGUUUUAUAAUUUGAUUCAUACAAUUUUAAUUUGUAAAAUUGAGAUACAUGGCAAUAAAGCAUUGUAAACGUUUGAAAGAAUAUAUAUAUAUAUAUAUAUAUGACACGAAACUUUUUUUUAAAGAAUUGUAAAUUUAUUUCUAAGAAUGCAAUUUUUAUUUACUUCUUAGUAAAGAGAAAAAUUACACGGAUAUAUACAAUUAAUUUAAAAUUACAUUGUCUUAAAAUCAAACUAAUAUUUCAUGCAUGUGAUGUUAGAAUGGAUAUACUUAUUUCAAUUAGUUUACCGGGGUUUGAUGGCUUAUUGGAGGCACAGAAGGUAAGGGCAUCCCUCUCACUUCUUCAUUCGGAGAUUGAGGCAUUAAUUUAUACAAUGGAAUGUAUGCAAAAUUUAAGGCAAUUUCAGAUUAUGUUUGCAACGGAUUGUUUUCAACUGGUGAAGAUGGUUUCGAAACCAAAGGAAUGAUCAGCAUUUAAAAGUUACCUCGAAGAUAUUAAACUUUUCUGACAAAUUUUUGUCAACUCAGAAAUCGUUCAUGUUCCUAGGACGGAGAACAAAAGAGCGGAUAGUUUGGCACGUAGUGCUCGGCAACAACCGUCUUUCGUCGUGCACAUGGAUGCAGAUUUACCACAUUGGUUUACAGAGUCCACAUGAGUGUGUAAAUGUUUGCUGUCAAAAAAAAAAAGAGCUCAUCCAUUGUGGGGGCUGUUUGUUUUCUCCAUCUACCAUCUUCAUCUAGCUGCUCCAUCUAUGUAAUGCAUCCAAAUGAUCUAUCCAAAUGAUCAUUCCAGAUUUUAGGAACCAUUCGUUUCUCCAUUUCUCCAUCUAGAUGAACCAUUUAGAUGAAUCAUCUGGAUGAAUUUUAUGUUUAUUUCUUUAUUUAUAUUUUCAUCCAGAUGAGUUUAAUAAACAAAUUACAAAUAUAUAUUUUUUUAUUUAAUUAUAUGUUUGAUAUUAAUUUUAACUAUACUAACUUUUAUUAUUUAGUAUAAAAUAUAUUUACACUGAAAUUAUUAUAAAAUUAGCAUUUCACAUUUAGAAAAUUUUAAUUUAUUUAUUUUUAUUUAAAUUUGUAUUAAAAUUUAACUACGACUAUAACUUUUCAUAAAACUCAAAAUAGAAAUUCAAAUUGAAUAAAUUUCCAAAUAACUCAAAGUGCAAACUCAAAAUUUGUAAAACUAAAAUUUAAAAGAUGAAAGCAAUGGUAAGAACACCAUGUACUCAAAUUUUGCAGUUUAAGCAGAAAAAUAUGGCUUUGCGAUUUUGGCGGGAAACAUGUUUUUAAGGUUUUGGCGGGAAGACGUAUUUUGGGGGUUUCGGCGAGAAAUCGUGUUUUGCGGUUUUGGCGAGAAACCGCGUUUUGCGGUUUUGGCGGGAAAUCGCGUUUUGGCGGUUUUGACGGGAAAAUGUGUUUUGGCGGUUUUGACGGGAAACACAAUUCUACGAUUUUGGCGGGAAAACGCAAUUUUACGAUUUUGGUGGAAAACACUCAUUUGCGGUUUUGGGGGAAAACGCGCUGAUGUGGUUUUGGCGGAAAAUGCGCUGAUGCGGUUUUGGCGGAAAACGCGCAGAUGCGGUUUUGGCAGAAAAACGCGUUUUCGCAGUUUUGGCGGGAAAAUGCGUUUUUGUGAUUUUGAAAAACGUGUUUUUGUGAUUUUGACGAAUAAAACGUGUUUUUGUGAUUUUGGCAGGAAAACACGCUUUUGUGGUUUUGGUGACAAACCGCUUUUUUACGGUUUUUACGGAAAAACACGUUUUGGCGGGAAAUGCAAUUUUGCGGUUUUGGCGGAAAAACGUGUUUUUGCAGCUUUUACAGUUUUUGCGGGAAACGUUUUUUGAUGUGAAAGUGCAUUUUUGUGGUUUUGGCGGGAAGUAUAUUUUUACGAGAAAAUUGCGAUUUUGGCCAAAAAUUGUGUUUUGUAUUUUUGGUGGGAAAAAUAUUCUUUUGUGGUUUUGUCGUUUUUCAUGAAUGAUAAAAUGAUAUUAGGUUUGAGUUUGUAAUUUGUUAAUUACAUGGAGGUAUAAUAGACAUUACACCAUUUUGACAAACUCAUCUCCAUCCAGAUGAUCCAAUUUGGAUCAGCCAGCUGAGUUUUAAAAUUAAGGCUAAAUUGGUAAAGCUCAUUCAGAUGAGCCAUCCAGAUGACUUGUAGUUUUGGUGCCUAAAUGAACAAAACUCCCAUCUUCAUUCAAAUGGUCCAUCUGAAUGGAGAAACGAACAGCCCAUAUAUCAUAUGAAAACUUCGAAUAGUGAAGAGAACCGAUAACGACAUUAGACCAGCUCUAUUGAGAGGUUUUAAUAGGUAUCUUAGAAUUAAAAUAUUGAAAAAGAUGAAAGAAGAUUAAAAGCGGCAUGGGUGCAGAGAUAUUGUCCCCUUGAGAUUAAAACCCCUCUCUACUGUAUGUCUCUCUCUUAUUGGUCAAUUUAUUUUCCUAAACAAAAUUCUUUAAUUUUUUUUUUGUUUUCAGAUACCCGAUGUAGGUAUUAAACCAAUGUGGUUGUUCUUGCGUAGAAUACAGUAAUGGAGUUGAGUCAAUUUACACUCGUAUUUCAUAUCAUUCCAUUUCCACAGAAAACGGUAUACAAACAAUAUACUAUAAGUUAUAUAAAUCUUGAAUCUCUAGAGAAGACCGAUCCUGAGAUUUUGUUCUUGUUCAAGAGAUAACCGAACGAUUUCUUUCGAAAGUUUCAUUAUUUUGGAUUGAACUGUGGAUUUCAAACAUAUUAGCUCGUCUUCUUAGAACGGCGGAUAAAGAUCUUCACUAAUUCAUUCUUCUAUAAGAUGUGAUAAAAGGGACAUUACCCUAUUCGUCAGUAGUCUAUGGAUGAAUACGCGUAGAAUUAUACUACGUCGAAAAGAUAUUCUGUAAAAUCUGAUUGUGACUUUCUUUAGAGGACAAACCUUCAACGAAAGCAGGUGCAAGUUUUGAAACCAAGUAUCACAACUUUAUAGAGUUGUGUGGAAAGUCCAAAUUUCAAAAAUUAUUAGGUAUUUUAUGUGGCAGAUCCUAUCAAAUUGUGUUGCAACAAUGAAGCGACUUAAAUAUAGGCAUUUGGAUGCUGAUAGGGGUUGUUCUGGUAACCGAGAAGAAUCUAUAAAUCAUUUUUAUUUGAAUAUCCUUCAGUUUCAAAGGUUUGAGAUUUAUCAGAUGGACUUAUUUGCUAAAUAACCAAAAAAAAAAGAGUUAUUAGAUUUUUAGUAAGAAGUUAGAGAGAGAUAGGAAGAGAAAUGAGGAUAGAGAGAAAGUGUUUUUGUUAGUAGUGGAUUUGUGUAUUUUAAUGGUUACAGGGUGCAAAUUUCCAGAUUAUUCGUCCUUUUCAGAUUCUUUGUGGUUUCUUUCUGAAGACAUCUUAUAUAACUCUAUAUUCUUUGUGGAUACGAGAUAUUUUUUUUCUGCCAUAUGUCAUACAGGAUUGGAUGGUGGUGUUUCCAUGAGCGUUGUUACCAUAUAUCAAAACUUGAUUUAAUAGAGUGGUUUGUUGACAAAAAAGCUGUUAGUGACGUAUUAUCGAAUUCUAAAUUUCUGAAUAUUCAUGAAGGAUAUUAUAGUGAUUUCAUAUAGUUUUAGCCAUCUAUACUAUUAAAGCAGGAUCCUAUUUGCAUUUUUACCUUAGCAUGUCAUUUUCUUUACUAACAUUGCAUGUUUCAUUAAGGGUAAUCAAGUAAUUUUAAUAACACAUCUAUAUUGGGUCUUUUUUUUUAUCCAGCCCACAUCAGAUCUCUCUUGGACCAUUUGAGCCGAUUAAGAAAUCAGAUCCAAUUCUCACAUUUUUUUUUCCUUUGAGCCAUUGAGUCCAAGUUCAAAUAAUUUUUUUUCAACUAUCCUUAAAUUUUUUUCUUAAUAUAAUUUAAACAUUCAUAAAAAAAUUGAAUUUUUUAUUGAAAAGUAUAAAUCUUUAUUAAAAUUAUAUAAUUUUUUUAUUAAAAUAUUAACCACAUAAUAAAAUUAAUUUAU